CCCUCCCUCCACUGCAACAACACGGCGUCCACAAAAGCCCUCUUCUCUUGUCGUCCAUCCACACCCUCUGCAACCAUGUCUCUCGAAACUGAUAUCCGCCGUGACACCAACCCUACGCCCACACGGUUCCUCCUGGAGUGUGGGGCCUUUACCCCGGGAUUCGGCCUCAGCCUCGACAACUACAACCCGUUCGACGCCAGCCUCAAGUUCCUCAACACUGGAACGCCAAAAGCUGAGCUCAACCCCUUCGACUCCUCCUUCAAAGCCCCGUCCUCAGCCGUCGCGGUCAUCAACAGCUCCAACUCCAAUUCCGACUCCAGCCCCAGCUCCGCCCAGGUCUCCCAAAACAACCAGCAGGGAAAUGAAAAGCAGCGCAAUUUCGACCGCCAUCCCUGGGCCGACAUCAUGUUUGACGAGACCUACAUGCCUAUGCCGCCACAGAUGUCCCCGGGUCUCUCUCCCUCGUCAUCUUCGAGCGCGUCUCCCUCGCCACCAAUUCGCUCUCCUCCUCCCCAGACUAUCUCUUUGAACCAGUUCCAUCCUUCCAUGGCCACUGAUGCGCACACUACCCGCACACAUGCCUACGACCACAGCCUCGUCUUUGAAAACCGCGCUGAUGCCAAGGAACUGAGCCACAACAAGCCCAGCCACGCACAGUUCCCGCGCGAGACUCUUGCUCCCAGCGAAAUCCAUAACACACAUCCUGUCAAGGCUGCUCGUGAUGUUGAACAUCAUCCCGACAACAGCCGUAUGGACCUUGAUGACGAUGAGGACGAAGAGGACGAUCGUGAGGAAAGACACGAGACUGAAGAGUAUGAUUCAGACGUCGACCAAGAUCCCAGCGACCAAUACAACGAUAGCGGUGUGGAUUCUGCCAUGUCAGCACUUGCUAUGCGCCGAUUCUCGACCAUGAGCGACGUCCAAUCAAAUGCCGCCUUCGACAAUGAUUCCCACACCUCAACCAAAGCUUCCAAGGCAACGGGCAAGGCUGCAAAGGCUGCCAAGUCAUCAAAGAAGGCUGCCGCCGCCAUGAACGCUGCUAUUGCUGCCGGCGCUCGUAAGACGAAAGGAGCAGUAUCCAAGUCCUCCUCCCGCAAGCGCUCAUCCGAAGACGACUCGCCAGAGGCGAAGCGCCAGAAGUUUUUGGAGCGCAACCGCAUGGCUGCCUCCAAGUGCCGCGAAAAGAAGAGGUUACAGACACUCAAGACCAUCUCGGACGCAGACGAGAUUACUGCGAGGAACCAGGCCCUGCAUGAGACACUUGAUCAGCUGCAGGAGGAGGUCCGCCGGCUCAAGAACCAGAUUCUUGGACAUCGCGAUUGCGGGUGUGAUGUGAUCCAGAAGUUCGUGAAGACCAGCUUUGGCUAUAACGCACCAUCGGCCUCAACAUACGCUGUACCACCAAUGCAGCCUCACUAUUGAUUAACGACCACGAACCACGAACCACGACCAUCACAGCAUACCUUUUCCGCGCACGCAUCCACUUCAACCAUUUGACGUACUUCUCGGGUGCACGCUUUAUUCAGCAUUAAUGGCAUCUUCCCUUUAGUUAUGUCCACAUUGUAUUAUAGUCUUUUCUGUGGAUCAUUGUUCCCACUUGUUUUCUUGCAUUUGUUUCGCAAAACCAUCCUUGGGCCUUUUUUUCAUUUCUCUUGCAUUGUAAAUAUCAAACGAAACACAGGUCCAUAAUAAAAAAAUUCAAAAGAGAAAAAACGUCUGCUUGCGAUUG
Molecule: messenger RNA, 1729 nt
Organism: Gamsiella multidivaricata
Lineage: Eukaryota; Fungi; Mortierellomycota; Mortierellomycetes; Mortierellales; Mortierellaceae
Exons: 2
Coding region: 76-1422 (448 amino acids)
Biological process (GO): regulation of transcription by RNA polymerase II
Molecular function (GO): RNA polymerase II cis-regulatory region sequence-specific DNA binding; DNA-binding transcription factor activity, RNA polymerase II-specific
Source: RefSeq, a predicted model, not a curated record